GCGGGGGAGGAGCUGAGGGUUAAAAGAUAGUGUAGUACCAGUAACCAAACCCACAGUGAUUCGCAGGAAGGUAUCGCGGAUGACCGUCUUCCACUCUCUUUACUACACCCCCUUGCAAAGACGUGGUUAGAGAUGUUUGCAAAAGCUACCAAGAAAUUCGUGGCUGAGAUCGACCCAGAUGGUAGCCUGAUCCCAGUCUUCAGGCUGAAUGAAUCGGAUAAUUUAAAUGUCCUCUCACUGGUCAUCAAGCAGACUCCAAGCUGGUUCUGGCAACGACCGAAGUACAUGACCACAGACUUCACCCUGAACGAUGUGCUGCUCGGAGACACUCCUAUUACUCCAGAGGUAGUUGAGGCAUACUUCUUGAAUUAUAAACAGACAAGGGAAAACAACGUUACUGGAGGAGCUCAAACAGAGGUUGGCCCUGGAAAUGUGAAAAUCAAAGGAAGAGGUUUAUUCAAGCUGGCCUCUUCGUUUGGGAGCCUUAAGAAGCAAGAAGUAGAUGUUCAGAAACUGCUAAAUGACUGUAAAGAUAGAUGUCUGGAUUUUCAGCACUGCCUGUUGAGGCAGGUCAUAAAGAGGCGUCGUGACGUGUUUGCGCUGGUAAAGGAGCGAAUUAUAACCACACAGACCUGCACAGUUACCGAGGAAGUUCAGGAGGGAGGCAGCUGCUCAGCCUUUCUUGGGUUCAAUGUUCCCACACAGAUUCAGGUUUCGGUAAAUGAUGGCGGCAUUCAUUGUGACCGUAAUGUCCAUCUAGAAAUCCCAGCUCAGACAGCCCUGGCUUACAGUUUAAUGGAGCUCAACGUUAUGAACACGGGUCAAUUUGAGCUGUGCCUGAUGCCAGACACCUACGGAUGCGUUGAGGUUGACGGCCUUCUCAAAACAAACUCAACCCUGCUAAACAGGACUCCACCUGAAUCAUCAUUUCAACAGCUACAGGAAGAGUUGGAUAAACUGCAGGAUCAGUUCCAGGUGCUUUCAGGACUCCCUGCCAACACACGCUCAGGUCUCUUCCAGCAAAUCACUCUCCUCAUGAAGGACAAGACGGCCAUCACUAGCCUGGACCAUGCAUUGAACAAUUCGCUCUGUGGUAUCAAGUCUGAUCUCUCAACACUGGACAAAUUGUCCUGUUUGAAGAAAGCAGCAGAGACUACAUUGGAGCUGCUCAAUCAGAAUGAAAGAGACCAUGCACCAGUGGAAAGAGACCAAGAGCCAGAGCCCUCUGUCCUCACUGCCACCCACAUCCUUGUCAGUGCCUUAGAGGAGAUGUCCCAGUCAGCCUUGACUGUGCUCGAAUCCUGCUGCCAACCUCUCACCAUACAGGCACUGCACCUGCUGAUCCAAAACCUAAUGGGAAACAAAGACUGCUCCCUGAAGGACAGCACACUGGCCGUGUUUGCUGAAGAGGACACUUAUAGCAAAGUACAAGUGCUCUUUGGAUUUUUCAGUGUGAUUCUGUCCAAAGAGGAGGACUCGAUCCAGGCCCAGAUCAGCACCCAAAAGUGGCACAUUCCAAUAAUCCUGUGCAUUGCAAUCUUUAGUUUGGCCUCUUUAGUGCCCCCAACUGGCUAAGUGUUGGGUUAACACAUACUGAUGGUGGAAAGGCCACAUGACGAAGAACUCCAUUUUUCAAAAAAGAUAGUUGAUAUGGAGAAUAUAUUUUUCUUAUAUACUUUAUAUCUUGUACACGCUAUUGUAUUAAUUAAUUUAUACAAAAGAACACUUUUAUAGUAUAACAUUUAUACAUUUCAUUAGUAACACCUUGCUGCUCAUUAAUCAUGUAAUGAUUGUGAAAGUAGAGUGUACUUAUUUUUGCUACCUGGUUUCUAAGUGUUGGUUAACUUUUUGGAAAAAGUAAUAUUAAAAUAUGUACUUUGUGGUUACUGUUGGCACCUGACGUUAUUUGUUUAUAAUAACAAAAGUUGUUUUAUAGAAAUUAGUUAGGGUCGCCAAAUUGUUACUUUUUUGAUUGAUAAAAACACAAUAGAACAUGACUGUACUUUAAACUGAGAGGAAGCUAUUAAAGAAAAUUAGUUUCAAGCGUUUUACACCCAAAUCUUAUACUGUAUGCUGCGUACAAUAAUAAUCCACAUAGUUCUUUUGCACACUGUUGCCUUGGAGACAAUCAUAUUUUAAUAUCAUAUUUAAAAAAAAAAAAA
Messenger RNA from Clarias gariepinus (North African catfish), 2162 nucleotides. It is a transcript of the gene gsdmeb, whose product is annotated as gasdermin Eb. Gene Ontology annotation, biological process: programmed cell death. Lineage: Eukaryota; Metazoa; Chordata; Actinopteri; Siluriformes; Clariidae. The coding region runs from base 133 to 1575 and encodes 480 amino acids. The record is from RefSeq and is a predicted model, not a curated record. Gene Ontology annotation, cellular component: cytoplasm. The transcript has 10 exons.